GCGACGGAUUUUGGGUGAAGGGUUUCUGGUAAGAGCCAUAUCAACUCUCUCCAUACUCGCAAGGCGGAACCUACACGUUUCGAACCAAAAGCAGGGCGUAUUUAAGAAAGAAGGGCCAAGAGGUGUGAAUUGCAGAGGAAGCGAGCCAUGUUCUCCAUUGCCGCCAUCAAUGACACCAACUCCGGUGGCCAGUGGGAGACUCUUGCCCCAACUAAGGAAGCACAGGAAUUUCAUCUCACUCAAGAGUAUCACGAAGGCCUUCUACAAUUACAAGCUAAAGAAUACUCAAAAGCUCAAAGAAAUUUUGAAGCUGUCCUAAGAGAUCCUCUCAUGUCAAAUGCACAGGUGGAUGGUAAUACAAGAGACGGUCAUCUAUUACAACUUAGGUUUUUGGCUCUAAAGAAUUUAGCCACUGUGUUCCUAGAACAAGGCUCUAUGCAUUAUGAGAGUGCAAUCAAUUGCUAUCUCCAAGCUGUUGAAAUUGAUACAAAAGAUUCAGUUGUCUGGAAUCAAUUGGGGACAUUGUCAUGUUACAUUGGCUUGCUCAGCAUAGCACGUUGGGCAUUUGAACAAGGGCUUUCUUGCAGUCCCAACAACUGGAACUGCAUGGAAAAGCUUUUGGAAGUGCUGAUUGCUAUUGGGGACGAAAUUUCAUGCCUAUCUGUGGCUAACUUGAUACUGAGGAACUGGCCAUCACAUGCUCGUGCUUUGCUUGUGAAAACUGUCAUUGAGGAAUCAGAGCGAAUCCCAUUUGCACCUCGUGGUAUUGAUCGACUGGAGCCAAAGCAUGUUAGGUUAAAGUUCCCCAACAAGAGAAAAUCUAUUGAUGAGCCAUAUGAUGGGGCUGACAUAAAGAAAAAGAGAAAUCAGACUGUAGAAUUACUUUUGCCUGAGGCAUCCUUGUCCUCUCUUGUGGAUGCAAUUUUGAAAAUCUUACGUCCACUGAGUGCUAAAGGUUCUGAGAAUAGCCCCAUAAAUGAAAAGCAAAGUAGAAGUGCUGAGUUUCCUUCUAGGAACAAUGAAUUGCAUGGAAAGGGGGAAACUGAUGACCUGAAUAUGAAGGGAAGGUACACAGAUAUGCGAAUGAGGAUAAAUGUAUCUUCCAGUUCAGAAAAUGUUGGGGAUCCAUUUAUUGGGAAAGGUAUGGGUAUGUUAUUAGCAGGAAAUCAAUCAUCCACUGCCGAGAAGAACCCUGAAAAAAUAUUUCAUGGAAAAGAAAAGGAAGGCAGUACAGAUGAAGAAGUGCAUCCCCAAGAGAGGCGAAGUACUCGUCUAGAAAGGCUUCGAAGUCGAAAACCUGAGAAAGAAGAACUGGAUUACCCCUUAAGCAAAAACCGCGCAGAGGCUGCUUUUCAAAUUCUGAAACCAUUUAUUGUUGUUGGAUUGGAGAAAAAGGAUUACAAUUAUAAUCAGACAAAUACUGUUCUCCUUAUGGAUACUUUAGAAUUUGGUGUUAAUGAUAUCAGCAGAUUCUUUAUGGAGGUUUCCGGCAAUUAUGGUAUAUAUCAUCUUAGUCACAUGCUCCUUGAAGAGGUUGCAUGUAGAAAACUUCCAUUUCAGGAUUUCUUUUUCAGAUUGCUGGAGUUGGAGAGGUUGACUAGGUGCUGGAGUCAAGAUAGGACAUUUGCGUGCAGCCUUUUUCUUUCAGAAGUGUAUUACGAUCUUGGUUCUAGUUCUGCAAAUGAGUCCAAGCGUGCAGAGCUCUUCUCUGAGGCAUUUUAUCACCUUUGUAAAGUCGUUGAGCUCAUUUCUUUAGAUAUCCCUGCUUACUCAGCCCUCAGUUCAGAAAAUCUUAAGGUUAUUUUCGGACGUCCAGUGGGCAAGAAUGACUUGAAAGUGCGUUUUGAUGAGAACACCAAGCAAAACAGCAACUAUGGAGAUCCAAAUGAAAAGACCCAUCAGAUUAACAACUGUGGAGUUUCCAAUGACAACAUCAAAUAUAAUAACAUUGGUGAUUCAAAUGAGAACAUUCAUCAGAAUAACACUUAUGGAGACUCAAAUAAGAAAUGUCAACAUGAUAACAACUCUGGAAAUUCAAAUGAGAGCACUCUUCAGAAUAACUCUGGAGACUCAAAUGAAUUAGCAGCAAGUAAGUCUUUUGAGGAAUCAACUGUCAUAGAUUAUUCAGUCUUACCCUUGGAUAAUUCCUUCUGGGUUCGGUUUCACUGGUUAAGUGGUCGCUUGUUGACUUAUUCUGGCAACGAUGAGAAAGCUUAUGAAGAAUUUGAGAGAGCCUUGUCCCUAUUGAAAAAUGCUGGAAAUAUGAAGGAGACCCUGCCUUUGGUCUUACUUCCUCAUUGUAAACUUGUCAAAGCCAUAAACAUUGAAAGACUUCAGCACGAGAUUAAUCUGUUGAAAGUGCACAGUUUGUUGAGGAAUUUGGGUGGUAAAACGAUGACUAGGGAAUCAUAUUCCGGGUUGGCUAAAUUGUUCUCUCCACUGUUGCUUUCUGCUCAAGAUAUAUACCUUGACCAAAUAUUUGGUGCUUACAGUAGUGUAAAAGGGGUUGCAUCAGUUGAAUUGUCUGCACUAGAUAUUCUAAUUUCUGCAUGUGAAAAUGCAGUUCCCUUAGAAAAUGAAGUGUAUUUAAGUUGCCAUCGAAGGAAGCUACAUAUACUUUCUGUCGCAGCCGGUAUUCUAGAAUCAGUGGCCUCUUGUAACCUUCCUAAAAAGCCAAAUGGUGAUGUGGUGGAUCCCUCGUACGAACCAGAAGCUCCAGAAUUCUAUAUGAGAGAGUGUUGGAAUCACAUGGUUGCUCAGGAAGUUAAUGCAAUAUACCUAUGCUUAUCCCAUUUGAAAGAUGAAAUGGAUGAAACGAGUGGUAUAUCUGAGAAAUUUAGUGCCCCCGCUGGCUUACUUGGUGAUAUUCAGUAUUUUCUGUUGGUGAUCAUUUGUAAUCUGUGUCAACGUUUCACCUAUCAAAAAUCAUCUGAAGUAGGAACGGAUUAUAAUGCUCAAUUGGAAACGAAGUGCUUUAUGGAGUCCGCAAUUGCAUUCUGUAAACUUCAGCAUCUUGAUCCUGACAACCCUGCUAAAAGUCAAGUGGAACUGAUUGCUGCAAUGCAUGAAUUGCUUGCUGAAUAUGGCCUAUGCUGUGCUGGUAAAGAUGGCGAUGGUGAAGAAGGGGCAUUUCUCAAACUUGCAAUUAAGUAUCUUUUGGCAUUAGAUGUAAAGCUGAGAUCGAAUUCUCACUCCUCAAGUAGAAAGCAGGAAAAAGCACAAGGUUCUGAGGUUUUAUCUGUUUCUGAUCCUACAAGUUCAUUUUUUUUGGAAAGAAAGGAGAAUGAGGCCAUUGAUAUAGAGGCUACUUCAAUGGAGAAGCAUGAAACCAAAAUGAUCAUUGAGCAAGAUCCUCCAAAUGCUCUGCUUAUAGAGAGCUUCCUGAAUGCAUCUGAAAAGGAAAAGGAUGGAGCCCAAGGGAAAGAUGGAAUUAGCGAUAAGUUAAUGAAAACUGAUGGCUGUAAUGCUGAUAAUGGAAAUCUCACCACAGAUGCUGCAAUGAAUAAAGUGGAGGAAGCACAAGGGAAGGAUGGAAGAGUUGACAAAUUAAAAGAAAUUGAUAGCCAUAGUGCUGAUAUGCGAAAUGUUACCCUAGAUGCUGAAAGGAAUAAAGUGGAGUUGGGAAUAGAUAAUGCACUAGACCAAUGUUUCUUCUGUUUAUAUGGUUUAAAUCUUAAGGGUGGUCCAGAUGCUUCCGAUGAUGAUGAUCUAGCCAUUCAUAGAAACACAAAUCGUGGAGAAUAUCAAUCAAAGGAACAAUGUGCUGAUGUAUUCCGAUAUCUUUUGCCUUAUGCAAAGGCCUCAUCAAGAGCUGGUUUGGUUAAACUUCGAAGAGUAUUGAGGGCCAUAUAUAAACACUUUCCACAUCCCCCUGAUGAUAUCUUGAUGAAACACUCUAUUGAUAGAUUCCUCGAUGAUCCUGAUUUAAGUGAAUGUAAGCUCUGUGAAAUGGUGAUUUCCUGUGAAAGUGUGGAAUCAAUCAUUACAUUUGUUUUUCCGGAUCGAAAUGCAACUCAAUCGGGCAAGGCAUUUCUGAUUGGAAGCUCGGAUUCUUAUCAAGACGUUUAUGGCAACUUGUAUUACUUCCUAGCUCAGGCUGAGGAAAUGAAUGCAACUGAUAAAUGGCCUGGGUUUGUUCUUACCAAGGAAGGGGAGGAAUUUGUUGAGCAAAAUGCUAACCUCUUUAAGUAUGAUUUACUUUACAACCCCUUCCGCUUUGAGAGUUGGCAGAGGCUUGCAAAUAUUUAUGAUGAGGAAGUUGAUCUCUUGUUGAAUGAUGGGAGUAAGCAUAUAAAUGUUGUUGAAUGGAGGAGAAGUGAUACUCUACCCCAGAGAGUUCAAGCCAGCCGUAGGAGGAGUCGUCGCUGUUUGUUAAUGAGUCUGGCUCUAGCAAAAACUCCUGUUGAGCAGAGCCAGAUUCAUGAGUUGUUAGCUCUAGUCUACUAUGACAGCCUACAGAAUGUUGUGCCCUUUUAUGAUCAGCGCUGUGUUCUACCUGUGAGGGAUGAAACAUGGACAAUGUAUUGCCGAAAUUCAAUGAAACACUUUGAGAAGGCAUUUGCAUACAAGUCAGAUUGGUCACAUGCUUUCUACUUGGGUAAGCUCUGUGAGAAGCUGAGCCAUACAUAUGAAGAAGCUUUUUCAUAUUACAGCAAGGCAUCCAGUAUGAAUCCAUGUGCUGUAGAUCCUGUUUAUAGGAUGCAUGCAUCACGUAUGAAGUUACUUUAUGCUUGUGGAAAACACGAUUUCCAUGCUAUAAAGGUUGUGGCUGCACAUUCUUUUCAUCAAUCAACAAAAGAUACCAUCUUAAAUUUAUUAGGGUGGACUGCUGAGGAUCUUGAACUGCUGUGUAAAACCAAUGUAUUAUCAUGCGUUGGGGCAUGCCCUGACCAGGAGGAAAAGCUUAUAACUACCACUCAGUUAGAAAAGGCAUGGAGCAUUCUUUUCAAUGAUUGUAUCAUGGCCCUUGAAGUUUGUGUGGAGGGGGAACUGAAACAUUUUCACAAGGCCAGGUAUAUGCUUGCUCAAGGAUUAUAUAGGAGGGGUGAGGAUGGAGACCUGGAGAGGGCAAAGGAGGAGUUAUCAUUCUGCUUUAAGUCAUCUCGAUCAUCUUUUACCAUUAAUAUGUGGGAGAUCGAUAGUAUAGUUAAAAAAGCAAGGCGGAGGACCCCUGGUAUAGGAGGAAACAAAAAGGUCUUGGAGUUGGGAUUGCCAGAAAGCUCUCGGAAGUUUAUUACUUGUAUUCGAAAAUAUAUAUUGCUGUAUUUAACUCUUUUAGAGAAGACAGAGGAUUUCGGCACUCUUGAACGGGCCUACUCAUCUCUUCGAACAGAUAAGAGGUUUUCAUUGUGCCUGGAAGAUAUAGUUCCUGUUGCUCUUGGUCGGUAUGCCCAGGCCCUUGCAUUAUCAGUCAACCGGAGUGUGAUUCCUGCUACUGGCAAUGCUGGUUCUCUCGACCACCUUCUGGAAAGAAUAUUCAACAUAUUUUUGGACCAUGGAAGCUCAUGGACUGAUUUUGCCUCUUUGCCUGAACUGGGCAAUUCAUUAUGCCCAGAGUUUUCAGUGGAUGCUCUUUACAGUUACAUACACAAAUAUGUCCAAUCAUUGGAGAGAGAUGUCAGGCUGGAUACACUCGAAUUAAUCAACGAGAAGAUCAGGAAACGUUUCAAGAAUCCUAGACUCUCAAAUACCCGUUGUGCGAAAGUAUGCAAUCAUGCUUCUGCUGCUUGGUGCCGGUCUAUUGUUUUGAGCUUGGCUUCCAUUACGUCUUUACCUGAGGAGCCUUCGCCAACCCAAAUUGUAGCUCAAGCUACUGGUGAUUUAGACCCUGGCUGGCAGCUUCAUGUUGAUAUACAAGACAAUGAGCUAUGGAAUACAACCAUUGAAGACCCAAAAUAUCAGAAAAGUAUGGAAGUUAAGAGGAACAAGAUGUUAAAAAUCAAAAACAUCCCUGUCAAGCAAGCGUCCGCUGAAAAUAUGGAAACUGCUAGUACUUUGCUAAAAUGUACAUAUAAUUUUUAUCGCGAGAGUUAUUGUGGCACCCUGCCAUCUGGUGUAAAUCUUUAUAUAAUAGCAACAUCUCGAUUGGCACCUAGAGGGCUAUCGCUACGAGGCACAGAAGGUGUUCCCUUCCGACCUGUUGUUGAGACACUUGAUCUAAGCAUUUCAAGGAAGCUAUUGUUAUGGGCAUACACUUUGGUUCAUGGUCAUUACUUAAACAUUCACGCCGUUGUCAAGCACUGUGAAGAGAAUGUGAAAACGAGGAUGAAGAAAGGUUCUUCAACAUCCUUAGCUCCUCCUGCACUGACAACGUCUACUUUACCAUCCACAGUUGCAGGAGUCAUCAAAGAGAUUAAUAAUGAGGACACUAGUGAACCUGUGGACAAGCAAGGAGUUGUUUCUUCUAGUAAUGGAAAUGAAAAUACAAAUGCCUCUUUGGCGGUUACCAGUUCCAAUGAUAUUCGGAAGAAGACUCCUCAACUCCAUCAAGGCAAUGCUCUCGAAGAACAAAGCGCUCCAGGAAGAAUCUGAUGGCGCUUUCUUGGGCAUGGCACUGGGAAAUUUGGCUCACUUUGGAUGCCUUUGCUUACCUAUUUCACAAUCCAUGCAUGUAAACAUUGGUCAUGGAAAAUAAUGUUUGGGGGGAGAAAGAUGGUGUUUGAGGGUUGUAGGAAUGCUUGGAUGAUAUC
Molecule: messenger RNA, 6689 nt
Organism: Amborella trichopoda
Lineage: Eukaryota; Viridiplantae; Streptophyta; Magnoliopsida; Amborellales; Amborellaceae
Source: RefSeq, a predicted model, not a curated record